Molecule: messenger RNA, 474 nt
Organism: Caenorhabditis elegans
Lineage: Eukaryota; Metazoa; Nematoda; Chromadorea; Rhabditida; Rhabditidae
Gene: Y37E11AL.9
Product: Chromatin target of PRMT1 protein C-terminal domain-containing protein
Exons: 2
Coding region: 18-419 (133 amino acids)
Source: RefSeq, marked reviewed
AAUCUACACUUUCAAGAAUGACUAUCGCCAUCGAUGCUUCACUCUCUGUUGGAAUCAGAAAAUUUAAGAACUUCAAAAGAUCUGCUGGUGGCGUCCAAAAAUUCAGUGGGUCUGCAAGAAAAUCAACUAAUAAGCAAUCAACGAAUGCAGCAGUCAGAAUUAUUGAAAACCGUGUCGCAUCCACGAACUUCAACAAGAAAUCAGUCUCAAAAGCUACAAGAAAUAUUUCAAGCCGAGUCACAUUCCCGAAUGCUUCAAGAGCUCCAAAAGAUCCAAGAAGAUCGGAUAAAGCUCAAAGAGCACCGAAAAAUUACAGAACAGGAGCUCAAAAGCAGGUGAAGCCAAAAAGAGAAGCUCGUUCAGAGAUGACGAUCCAGGAAUUGGAUGCGGAGCUCGAUAUCUACAUGGCAAAAGCCUAACAUUCAUGUUUGUGUUAAUAAUUUAUGCAAUUGUACCUAAUAAAAAUUAAAGUCA